GUUGUCGUCAAUAUUGACUACUCUGGUAACAUCCUAGACCAGGAAUACAAAUUGGCUUACUACAGAGAAGACAUUGCCGUAAACGCUCACCACUGGCACUGGCAUCUUGUUUAUCCUGCCACCUGGAGGGAAAAUGUGACAGGAAAACCUAAAGAUCGUAAAGGAGAAUUGUUUUAUUACAUGCAUCAACAGAUGUGUGCUAGGUAUGACUGUGAACGACUCAGUAACAAGAUGACCCGCGUGGAUCCUUUGGAUAACUGGCAUAAAGAACUCGAAGGGUAUGGGCCUCACUUGUGCUCGUUGUUGAAUGGCUUGCACUACGGUAUGCGGCCUAGUGGUCUGAAAAUACAUGAUAUUUCAGACAUUGAUAUUUAUGAAAUGAACCGUUGGGUAGAAAGAGUGUUGGAGGCUAUAAGUCUUGGCUACGUUGUUGAUUCCGAGGGAAAUGAGGUUUCACUCAACGCACAAAAUGGGACAGACAUUCUGGGAGAUCUAAUCGAAGCAAGCACGGAGUCUCUCAACCAAAAGUAUUACGGAAGUAUUCACAACUGGGGUCACGUGAUGUUGGCAGCCGUUCACGAUCCUGUCGGAAAGUAUAAAGAAAACCCAGGAGUCAUGGAUGACACUUCUACUUCUCUACGUGACCCUAUCUUCUAUCGUUGGCAUCGUUUCAUUGACAACAUGUUUCAGGAAUUUAAAACGAAUUUACCUCCCUAUUCAAAGCACGAGUUGGAGUUCCCAAAAGUGAAUAUUGGAAAGGUGACUUUACAUGCUACCAAAUCUAAUUAUCUGCAGACUUUUGAAGAAGACCAUUACUUGGAAUUAUGUCAUGGAGUACAGUUUUGCAAGGAAGGUUCUGUCAAGGUGCACUACAAGCGUCUACAGCACGAAGAAUUCAAUUAUAACAUUGAAGUUCACAAUGAUAGUAGUUCCAAUAAGAAUGCUGUAGUGAGAAUCUUUUUGGCACCAAGAGAUAACGAGCUUGGAAAUCGUCUGGAAUUGGAUGAUCAGCGCCAUCUCUUUAUCGAAUUAGACAAGUUCCACGUAGUUUUAAAUCCCGGCGAAAAUACAAUCACCAGAAAAUCAAAGGACUCUAGCGUUACUCUCUCUAAAGAAAGAACGAUUGACGAACUCAUGAAAGGCGAGGGACUGAAUGAUGACAACAACGAAUUCUGCAGUUGUGGAUGGCCUCAACAUAUGUUGAUUCCCCGUUCUAACGAAGAAGGCAUGGUAUUCGAUCUAUUUGUGAUGCUUACCAACUGGGAAAACGAUAAUGUUAAUGGUCAUUCUAGUGAGGAAGCUAUUUGUACGGAUGCUGUGAGCUAUUGUGGCGCAAAGGACCACAAAUAUCCAGACCGUCAGGCAAUGGGAUUCCCGUUUGAUCGUACGAUUACGCACCACACCUUGUCCGACUUCUUGACCACCAAUAUGUCUGCUACCGAAGUCACCAUUAAAUUUAAAAAUCAUCACUAGCGAUUUGAUAUACCAAUAUCUCUAAUAAAUACCAAAUAAUAGCUUUUUCUCAGAAGAAUUGCAACCGAAAACAACCGUGUUGGGAUUGACGAACAACCAUGUAAUUUGGUAAUAAAAGGAAUGAUGCCUAAAUAUGUUUGAUUCGUUUUUUUGUUGUUGUUGUUGUCAAGCGCAAAGCUAGGCAACGGGCUACCUGUACUGUAACCACCAGGUGUAUCAAAACCGGGUUUAAAGUGUCACAACUCUUCUACCACUGAAUCACAAUUGCAUUCAGAGAAACAUUUGUACAGAAGUAAUUCCAAACAUGUGAAACUUCAGUAACUGCACGAACAUACAUCAAAUGUUUCCUGCAGGUUUCUCAUAAUGAUUAUGUACAAGGCAACAGUGAAAUCCCCCAUUUUUAUGUAACAGAAAUCCUUAAGGUACAACUCCAUCCUGUUGCACGUGUGUAUGUGUGUAUUAUUUAACCAAGGUUAUUCAAUACCACAAACUACAUAUUUGUAAGAUAAGUUAUAAUAACACCACAUGCAGACUACUGGUGUACACGUACAUAACGGAAACCAUCAUAAGUACUACAG
Messenger RNA from Limulus polyphemus (Atlantic horseshoe crab), 2051 nucleotides. Its product is annotated as hemocyanin AA6 chain-like. The transcript is spliced from 7 exons. Gene Ontology annotation, molecular function: oxidoreductase activity. The record is from RefSeq and is a predicted model, not a curated record. NCBI's taxonomy places the organism in Eukaryota, Metazoa, Arthropoda, Merostomata, Xiphosura, Limulidae. The annotation marks the transcript as partial.